Messenger RNA from Nilaparvata lugens (brown planthopper), 7594 nucleotides. Its product is annotated as transcriptional regulator ATRX homolog. Gene Ontology annotation, biological process: deadenylation-dependent decapping of nuclear-transcribed mRNA. Gene Ontology annotation, cellular component: nucleus. The record is from RefSeq and is a predicted model, not a curated record. Gene Ontology annotation, molecular function: ATP binding; ATP-dependent chromatin remodeler activity; ATP hydrolysis activity. NCBI's taxonomy places the organism in Eukaryota, Metazoa, Arthropoda, Insecta, Hemiptera, Delphacidae. The coding region runs from base 192 to 5537 and encodes 1781 amino acids. The transcript has 28 exons.
CUCCAUUCUGUACCUUUUCUGUGAUCCUGAAAUGGCGCUCGAGUUCUAUCGUCUAAAGUACUUCUCAAUUAUUAUUGUAAAGUGAUUUGUGUUGAAUUUGCUUGUUAAUGUUUGUAUUUGUAAAGUAAAACUUGUGAGAUUUUCUUGUGUAAUGAAUUUGGAGAAUAAGUAAGUGAUAUAUAUGUUAUAAGAUGUCUCGUAGGCAUUUGAGAAACAAAAAAACCGACGCAGCUAGCACAAAAAUUCCGGCUUAUUUUGAUGAUUUAUCAACAUUUACAUUACAAAAAGUAUUGUCCAAGGAUUCUGUAAAGAAAACAAUAGUUGUCAAAGGAAAUUUUACUGACAGAAAGGGUACAGCAAUUUUGAUAUUUGAGAGGACACCGCUCACCGAUGAAGCAGUUCAAUCCAUUUGUACAGCAGGAUCAUGUCUUGAAAGAAAAUUUCUCGAAGACCAAGGAUUUUACAUUUGCUAUCCUGAACUUAAACAUGGAGGUAUAAACACUACAGUAAUAUUCCCAGCUACUGAUGAAGAUGUUCAAAAAUAUGAGACUCUACCUCUUCAUAUAAUUGAAGAGACACCCAAUCAGUACAAUAAUAUAACAUUGCCUUUUAUUUCCACCAAAUCAUCCAGUAUCAAGUGGGUACGCGACAUAUUGAAUCAUAAAUCAGAUCAAGACAGAAUUAUUUUCGAGGAUACGAAUCCCGAUGUUGGUUUUGUUCUACUAACUGAUUCAAAAUGGAACCAAAAAGAAAUUUUAAACUUGUGUCUUGUAGCCAUUAUCCAUCGUCAAAACAUAAAAUCUUUACGCGAUCUUACUGCAGAGCAUCUUCUACUCUUGAAAAACAUCAGAGAAAAAGCAACAAGAGCGAUCAAUAAAAAAUACAAGGUUGAAGAAUCAAAACUGAUGAUAUACAUAGACUACCAACCUUCCUAUCAUCACUUGCAUAUAAAUUUCAAAUAUCUUGAAGCUGAUGUCCCAGGUACUCAAGCAGAGAAAUCUCACCUGCUCAAUACAGUCAUCAAUAACAUUGAAAUGGUGGCUGAUUAUUAUCAGAGAUGCACAUUAUCUUUUGUCGUGAAAGAAAAUGAUGAACUGUUCAGUCUUUUCAAGCAACAACCAAAAGUUGAUGCGGUUGAUAACAAGGAAGAUGAUCUGGAAUUGGCUUGUAAUUUGGAAAGAACUGGACUUGAAUCCGAUAUUACUGAACAGAGCAGUAGCAUUUUUGAAUCGUCAACCCUCAACAAUUCCGAUUCAAUUAUCGACUGCAGCGUUGAUGAAUCUACUAAGAAUAAAUCAUUAUUCAAUCCAUUAUCCUUGAACAGAACAAAGAAUUUGGGAGUUGGUAAUAACUCUGUAAAACCAAAAGAUAUUAACAAUCAUGAUGAUAAUGAAAGUGAAAAUUUGUUAGGUACCAGAAAGAGUAGAAAAAGUCUUAGUACCAAGAACUGUCCAAAGAAAGGAACAAACAGCGCCGAUACAGAAGAAAAUGAUUAUGACAGUACAAAAGAAAACAAACUUGAGUGUAAAAAAAGAGAUGACGGGAAGAGGAAGAUGAAAAUUGAUAACAGCUUGAAAGAAGAUGAUGAUGAUGCUGGAAACGCUGUUCGCAUUAAGACUAAGAAAAGUAUUAGGAUAGAAGAUGAUGAAGAUAAUGCUGAAAGCACUAAUGAUAUAAAGACUGAGAAAAGAAUCAAGAUUGAGAGAGAAGAAAAUGCAAAUAAUAAAUCCAACUGUGAGGACGCUACUGAUGAUAAUGACAACAGUGAUGCUUCUGUUAAUAUCAAGAAAGAAAAUAGCUCUGAAAGUGAAGGUGACAAAAUUCCUGAUAACAAUGUUGAUAAUUCUAAAGAUGAGGAUUCUGAUGAUAUUUUCUCGAUCGACAGGAGUUUCUUGAAGAAAGGAGAUAAAUCGCACAAAGAAAGGGAAUUGGAAGCUGAAGAAUAUGAAAAGACAAAGAAAGAUGAAAACAUUGGUAAGAAGGAAAAACAUAAAAAGAAAACGAAAAAGGAAGAACUAGAUGAAGAAAAUGGUAAACAAGAUAAAAUAAGAAACAGGGAAAAGAAAAUGAAAGAGGAAGUAUUGGAAGAAGAUGAAAAGCAGAAUAAAAGAAAAAGCAGAGAUAAGAAAACUAAGAAUGAAAAUACGGAAGAAAAUAAAAAGCCAGAUAAAAAAAGGAGCCGGGGCAAAAUGAAGAAAGAAGUAUCCGAAGAUGAUGAGGAAGAUGAAGAAAAGGAAACAAAUGUGGAGAAUGAAACUGAGGACGAUAAACCAGAAGUGAAUGAGAACCCAGAAGAAGAACCGAAUAAUGAAAAUGAGAAACAACGUAAGAAAAGGAAUAAACUUGAGAAAAGUGAAGAAGUAUCUGAAAAAGAUAAAAAAUACAAUGAUAGUAAAAUUAAGAGCGAAGAAACAGAAGAAAGUGAGAAGGAUGGUGAAACUCCAAGUAAAAGGCAAAGAAAAGAAGAAAUUAAAGAGGAGAAUGGAGCAAGCGGAGAAAGCUCUGAAAGUGAAGUGGAAAUCACCAAGAAGAAAAAACAAGGACUUUCAAAGAAGAAGAAAAAUAUUGUUCUAAGUGAUUCAGAUGAAGAUUAUAAGGUAGCAUCUGAAUCUCCGGAAGAGAAGAGCUCGGAUUCAGAUGCAAAGGCAACUAAACGCAAAAAGUCGGCUUCAAGCUCUGUCGUCAGCUCAGAUGAAGACUCCAACAAAAAGACAAAGAAGAAGAGGAAACGUAUCAUCAACCGAGGAGAUUCUUCAAGUGACAAUGCUGAAAAAGAGGAUGAAGCAAAUUUGAGCCAGAACAAAGGAAGAAGGAACAUCAAGAGAAUAAUUAAAGAUAAAGAUGUUGCUGAAACAACCAGAUCCGCAGCUAAGGAUGAAGAAGAAAGAAAACAGCGGAUUCUAGAUCGUCAAAAAGCAUACAAUGAAAUGUUCAAACUCAUAGAAGAAAACACCAGCAAGAAAAUCGAAAAGCUUGUAUUGGAUUUUGAUCCUAAAACCAAGGAGGAGCUUAUUUCUGUUGAUAAGGGUUUGGUGGCCAAAAUGAAACCACAUCAGGCUAAUGGUGUAAAAUUUAUGUGGGACGCUUGCUUUGAAUCUGUAGAAAGAAUAAACGAUGGUGAAGGUUGUGGCUGCAUUCUCGCCCAUUGCAUGGGUCUCGGUAAAACAUUCCAGGUUAUAUCACUCGUUCAUACCGUACUUUCCCACCAAGAUCUAACCAAAGUUCGCACAGUUCUUGUUGUAUGCCCAUUUUCAACGGUGCUGAACUGGUACGGAGAAUUCGAGAAAUGGAUGAAGGAAGUCGAGGAAAACGACGAUUUGAAUGUUUGUCAUCUGUCAAAUGAAAAAGUUAAUGUGAAGAGAGCUUACCGAUUGAAGGAUUGGCAUGAUGAUGGAGGAGUGAUGAUCAUUGGCUACGACAUGUAUCGUAACUUGACAAACGAAACCAGCAAGGCUAUCAAGAAGAAAAUGAGAGAAGUUUUUCAAAGAACGUUGGUCGAUCCUGGUCCAGAUCUCAUAGUGUGUGAUGAGGGACACAUGUUGAAAAAUGAAGCCACUGCAUUGUCCAAAGCAAUGAACAGAAUCAAAACUUUGAGACGAAUUGUGCUCACUGGAACACCUCUCCAAAAUAACCUUUCAGAGUAUCACUGCAUGGUUAACUUUGUGAAGCCCAACCUUCUGGGUAGUAAAAAGGAGUUCACGAACCGAUUUGUUAAUCCAAUAACAAACGGACAAUUCGCAGAUUCAACUGAGAGAGAUUUCAAAAUAAUGAAGAGGCGAGCUCACGUGCUACACAAGAUGCUGGACGGACUUGUGCAGCGCCGUGACUACAAUGUUCUGACUCCAUACCUUCCACCGAAACAAGAGUAUGUUCUCUCAAUACGACUGACUGAGUUGCAAGUGAAACUUUACCGGGAGUUUUUGGACACCAAAGUGAACAUCAACAAAGGAUUUAGAGUCACCCUUUUUGCCGAUUUUCAACAACUCAGUCGAAUUUGGACCCACCCUCUCGCCUUGAAAUACAGUUUGGAAAGGCAGAUUAAGAAAGAGGCAAUGAAUGAUUCAGGCUCAGACAGUGCCGGUUCGUUGAAAGACUUUGUAAUCGACAGUGAGGAAGAUGAUUCCACUCCCGCCUCAUCAUCUUCUGAAUCGGACGACUCAUCCAAAAAAACCUCGUCCAAAGCAGCCAAUAAGACUGGCCGAAUGACAAGAGCCAAUGCCAGAAAUGGUAAUGCUGAUCUUGAAACGAUGAAAGAUGAUCCUGAGGUUGUGGCAAACUCUGCUCCAGAGCAAUCAGCCUGGUGGAAUAGUAUUGUCAAGCCCGAGCACUUGGAGGAUAUUUGCGUCAGUUCUAAACUUGUUCUUCUCUUCGAUUUCCUCAAAGAAUGCGAACUAAUUGGAGACAAAGUACUGGUGUUCAGCCAAUCGUUGUACUCGCUGGACCUGAUAGAGCACUUUCUGGAUAGGAUAGAUGAGGCGACGCAAAACAACUGCGAGGAGUCGUUUUUGAUGGGCCACAUGAGCUCUUGGGCUAAAGGCUUGGAUUAUUUCCGUUUGGACGGAAGCACUUCUGGAGAGAAUCGUUCGGCCUGGAUUCAAAGCUUCAACAGAGAGUCAAACACAAGAGCAAGACUGUUCUUAAUCUCAACACGAGCUGGUGGCUUGGGAAUCAACUUGACUGCUGCGAACCGUGUCAUCAUAUUUGAUGCAUCAUGGAAUCCUUCUCAUGACAUUCAGAGUAUAUUCCGGGUUUAUCGAUUUGGUCAGAGAAAGCCAUGUUAUAUCUACAGAUUCAUUGCACAGGGAACAAUGGAGGAAAAAGUAUACGAACGGCAAAUCGCAAAAUUGUCCCUUUCACAGCGGGUAGUUGAUGAGCAACAAGUCAACAGGUAUUUCUCACAGAACGAUCUUCAAGAGUUGUACAACUUCACUCCGGCUGAUCCUAAAGAUGCACCAAUUCCUACUGUUCCUAAGGAUCGCCUCAUGGCCGACAUGCUCCACUCUCACAAAGAAUGGAUUUUCAAAAUAUUUGAGCAUGACUCACUGUUAGAUCAUGUUGAAGAAGAAGAAUUGGAUGAAGAAGAAAGAAAAGCUGCUUGGGAAGACUACGAAAAUGAGAAGAAGCGAGGCUUUGCCAUCAAUACGGCUCCUAGCAUCCAGAACAUGCAGAUGGGCAAUCCUUUCAUGCAAGCUGGAUUGCCUACGUAUGAAAAUGUUCGUCAGAUGCUGUUAGCACAAAAUCCCCAAAUUCCAAAAGAGGACCUGCAUAAGCUUGUGACUAACAUGUUGUAUCAAAUGUACGUGAGUCAGCAGCAGAAGGAUAUACUAUUUAGGCAGCAACUGCAGCAGCAGCAGUAUGCUGCUCAGUCGAUGGGAAAUCAGCAACCGCUGCCAUAUCAAGUGGUAAGGAACACCUUCAACCUGCCGGUUCAACAGCAGGCGAGAAGUCAAGCAUCCACUGGAACGGCUCCAAUGUUGCCAAACGCCAGUCAGCCUCAGCCAUCCACAUCCACAUCCACUAACGCCAUGAAGAAAUAAAACACCAACUACUUCUACUGCGGAAUCAAUGCUCCCUUUUCAUGGAGAUCGACUUUUUUGAAAUGAUCAGAAUGUAUUAUUAAUUUUAUUUCAUAACUGAAGCUGAGUCUUCCUCAUCUUGUUUUUCCAAUCGGGAGUUGUACGCCAGAGCCCUUACACAUUCAAAUAGAAACCAGUAGUUGUUCUAGAUCAUAAGGAAUUUGUACUGUUAUUUCUAUUUAUGUAGAUAUAAUUCGUUUCUAAUGAAUGUGGUAAUCUGGAACCAAUACAUUUUGUGUAAUCACAAAUGAUCAAGAACAACUUGAAUCCUCUCAUUCUGUUUGAGAGACAUUUUAUUACUAUAAGUUUUAUAAUAAUUGUAUUAUAAAAAAACUAAAAGAGCAAUCUGGUAAUUUUUUCAUUAUUUUUAUAAUUAGAUUUCUAUUUAGACUUAUUUGCAUUUGAGUUUUCUCUUACUGGAUUACGGCCUUUUUCAAUGAUAAUCCAGCUUCCUAAUUGAAUUGAACUCCAUCUUGCAUUGUUAGUUUGUAAUCAAGUCGGAAGUUUUGUUCUCUAGGUUCAUAAAUAUUCUAAUAAUUCCAACUGAAAUCUCUCGCUUGAUUUACUUAAUUUUCUCAUCCAAUAUUGUAAUUUAUUUGAAAUAAUUUAUAAGGAAAACAAUUAAAUUGGAAAGUAGUAUUAGGAGUUUUCCUAUUUAUGCCUACUGAACUAUUUUCUCAACAACCAUGUCGAAUCAUGUUUAUACACAAAUUUUUGAUACAGGUAUGUGUAUGUCAAGCAUUAUAAAAUAGCUACAGUACUUGCUGAUAUUGCUUGUCUAAAUACUUUCAAAUCGUUACAAGCUAUCAAUUAUUGAUAGUACUAUAAAACAAUAAAAUUUAAUCAUGAACGUUCAGGUGUUGAAUAGAGUUUUAAAGAGUUCUAUGAUUGCUCUCAAAUUAAUUCACGAAUCUAUCUGUAUCAAUAUACUUAAUACUGAAUUUGGGUUAUGGUUUAUUAGAUUCCUUAAAAAAUCUUACUCAUGUAAUUUUAUUGAAUGUAAUGAUUACUCCUAUAUAGUUGUAAUGCGAAGCCCAAUAAUUAUUAUAUCCUAAAUAAGCCAAUAAUUUUUGUUUCAAUGUCCAAAUAUUUAAUACGGUAUAUGCUCCAAGUUCUAUGAAGAUCAGAAAACUAUAAAUGUCUUAGCUGUUUAUUUAUAAAGGUUUAUAAAAUAUGUUCUGAUACAGUUAAAUUUCCCAAACAAAUUCAUAAGGAAAGAUCAGAAAUAUGUCAAAGAAUUGAGUCAUUGAUUUUAUUCUCAUCAGCAGAAUGAUUCAACAUUAUUAUUCAUCACUAUUAUUCAUCACUAUAUUAUAGUACUUUGAUAGUUUUAUAUUUAAUUUAAAGCUUUGUUCUUUAAUCGUGAUAAUUCAACUUACGGUGUUCGCAAAGUCAUACACAUUUUAUCUUUGGAAUAGGUUUCGAGUUGUAUUCAAUAUUGUUUUGCAGAGGAAAUGCAGUAUUUGGCAACAUGUAAACUGUGAUAUUAGUGAGUAGAUCAUUUAAGAAAAUUUAAAAAAAAACGUACCUGUAAGUAAGAAGCACUUUUCCAACUCUCUCUUUUCAUAUUCUUUGUGGGGGCUUACAUUAUGGUGAUAGUUGUAAAUUUCUGAAUAUUUGAUGAGCCGUCAAUAAUUUAAUUAUAAGCUAUAUAUUAUGUGAGUGAGUGUGUGAAAAUUUGUCUAUGUUCAUGUUAUUCGUAACUAUUAAAUGUGUUAGAUUUGUUCAAUCGCAUUUAACUCAGCUAAUAAAAUCCUUCUUAAGAAACUUGACAUUGAUGUUACUUUAAAACUGAUUUGAUGUUGUGAUCAACCACAUUGUAUUCUCACUUACUUUUACUGCAUAUUAGUCCCACAUUAUGUAGAUUGCCGUUAUAACAAAUAAGAAUAUUAAACUUUUGAGAUUUAUGAGAAUCUUGAGCUUAUCCUCCAACUUCUUCAUAUUUUAAUUAAAUAUCAACAAUGCAUAUGAGAAUAUUGAGAAAAUCAUGAAUUUCAUAAUAAAAUGUGUGAAUUAGC